Messenger RNA from Phoenix dactylifera (date palm), 1582 nucleotides. RefSeq names its product S-adenosylmethionine synthase 1. The record is from RefSeq and is a predicted model, not a curated record. NCBI's taxonomy places the organism in Eukaryota, Viridiplantae, Streptophyta, Magnoliopsida, Arecales, Arecaceae. Gene Ontology annotation, biological process: S-adenosylmethionine biosynthetic process. Gene Ontology annotation, molecular function: methionine adenosyltransferase activity; ATP binding.
AACCGCGUCCAUGUGCCCCUCGGCCUCUAUAAAAGGGGCCGAUGGCGUUGGGGAAGAAGCCGUGAGAGGUGGUGGUCGAGGCUUCCAUAGGAUCCAGCGGGAGAGAGAACGGCGGUGGAGCGGCUUAUUUCUGUUUCGCUCGCAGGUCUAAGUAAAAUGGAGAACACAUUCCUUUUCACCUCUGAGUCUGUCAAUGAAGGGCACCCCGACAAGCUCUGCGACCAGAUCUCUGAUGCCGUGCUUGAUGCCUGCCUCGCCCAGGACCCUGACAGCAAGGUUGCAUGUGAGACCUGCACCAAGACCAACAUGGUCAUGGUCUUUGGGGAGAUUACUACCAAGGCCAAUGUAGACUAUGAAAAGAUUGUUCGUGACACCUGCCGUGCCAUUGGAUUCACAUCGGAUGAUGUUGGUCUUGAUGCUGAUCGCUGCAAGGUGCUUGUCAACAUUGAGCAGCAGUCCCCUGACAUUGCCCAGGGUGUUCACGGCCACUUCACCAGGCGCCCCGAGGAGAUUGGUGCUGGUGACCAGGGACACAUGUUUGGGUAUGCAACCGAUGAGACCCCUGAGUUCAUGCCUCUCAGCCAUGUUCUUGCCACUAAGAUUGGUGCCCGCCUCACCGAGGUGAGGAAGAAUAGAACCUGCCCCUGGUUGAGGCCUGACGGCAAGACCCAAGUGACUGUUGAAUACCGCAAUGACAAUGGUGCUAUGGUUCCUGUCCGUGUCCACACUGUACUCGUCUCGACCCAGCAUGAUGAGACUGUUACCAAUGAUGAGAUUGCUGCCGACCUCAAGGAGCAUGUCAUCAAGCCUGUCGUCCCUGAGCAGUACCUUGAUGAGAAGACCAUCUUCCACCUUAACCCAUCUGGCCGUUUCGUCAUUGGCGGACCUCAUGGUGACGCUGGGCUCACUGGUCGCAAGAUCAUCAUUGACACCUAUGGUGGCUGGGGAGCCCAUGGUGGUGGUGCCUUCUCCGGCAAGGACCCCACCAAGGUCGACCGCAGUGGUGCCUACAUUGUGAGGCAGGCGGCGAAGAGCAUCGUGGCCAAUGAGCUUGCGCGCCGGGCCCUUGUUCAGGUCUCCUAUGCCAUUGGUGUGCCAGAGCCUCUUUCUGUGUUUGUUGAAACCUAUGGCACUGGAAGGAUCCCUGACAAGGAGAUCCUGAAGAUUGUCAAGGAGAACUUUGACUUCAGGCCUGGGAUGAUCACCAUUAACCUUGACUUGAAGAGGGGCGGCAAUGGCAGAUUCCUCAAGACGGCAGCUUAUGGACACUUUGGCAGGGAUGACCCAGACUUCACCUGGGAGGUGGUCAAGCCCCUCAAAUGGGAGAAACCAGCUGCCUAGACCAAACAAUCAUAAUCUUAUCCAACUAGUGACAAUAACUGCAAAGAAUGGCUAUUUCAGUAGUGAUACAACUACAAAGAUUGGCUGCUGCAGCUCUCCUGCUGGCUCUACCUGCCUUUUAUUUUUAUUCCUCCUCUUUUAUUGUGUUGCACUUUUUUCUUCUUCAUGUUUUGUUCUUUAAAUAUAUUUGGUACUGGUCUUAAGUUGUGUUGAAGAAAAGGUGGAUUUGUGUGGUCUGAAC